Herpailurus yagouaroundi (jaguarundi) is the source of this 2272-nucleotide messenger RNA. It is a transcript of the gene PKD2L2, whose product is annotated as polycystin 2 like 2, transient receptor potential cation channel. Gene Ontology annotation, molecular function: calcium channel activity; calcium ion binding. Bases 239 to 2152 code for a protein of 637 amino acids. NCBI's taxonomy places the organism in Eukaryota, Metazoa, Chordata, Mammalia, Carnivora, Felidae. Gene Ontology annotation, cellular component: membrane. The record is from RefSeq and is a predicted model, not a curated record. Gene Ontology annotation, biological process: detection of mechanical stimulus. The transcript has 14 exons.
UCUUUAUUAUUUAUUUAUUUGUAUUUUGCUUUUUCACUUUCAGACGGGACUAUUGAGAAAACGUCCAUGUCAUAAAAUUCAUUAGUGUACAGUCAUAAAGUGACUGCCCGCUCACCCCCAUGGGAAUGUUGUAAUUAUUCCUCCUUCAUGAAAGUGAGAAUAAAAAAAAUAACCAGAAGCAAUUGGAGCUUGCCUUCACACAGUGUAUCAGAAUAAAAGUGGAAAACACAGUUCCAUCAUGGUUACUUAUAUACUUUAUAAAUUACAUAAUAAUGUAAAGAAAAAAUUUGUUUUAUGUCUCACAGGGGCUCCGAAACCUAAGCUGCAUUACAGAAAGGAAGUAGAAAUUAGAACCACACUUCAGGAGUUGUCACUCUACUUUAUUUUUUUAAUAAACCUAUGUAUAUUGACUUUUGGCAUGGUAAACCCACAUAUGUAUUACUUAAACAAAGUUAUGUCAUCUCUAUUUUUGGACACUUCUGUGCCUGGUGAUGAAAGAACCAACUUUAAGUCUAUUCACAGCAUAACUGAUUUUUGGAAGUUUAUGGAAGGACCCCUUUUGGAAGGUCUGUACUGGGAUGCAUGGUACACGAACAAGACUUUGUAUAAUCUAAAGAACAGCAGUCGCAUCUACUAUGAGAACAUACUUUUAGGAGUGCCCAGAGUCCGUCAACUAAGAGUCCGCAACAACACAUGCAAGGUCUAUUCAUCCUUUCAGUCUUUGAUGAGUGAAUGUUAUGACAAAUACACUUCUAGCAAUGAAGAUACGUCUGAUUUUGGCCUUAAGCAGGAAACUGAAUGGAAGUACUCUACUCCUAAUAGUAGCUCCCCUUGGCACUGGGGAUUUGUUGGUGUUUACCGAAAUGGGGGAUUUAUUUUCACUUUAUCAAAAUCAAAAUCUGACACAAAAAGCAAGUUCAUUAACCUUCGACUCAACAGCUGGAUCACAAGAGGGACCAGAGUUAUUUUCAUUGAUUUUUCGUUAUACAAUGCUAACAUAAACCUGUUUUGCAUCAUCAGAUUGGUGGCAGAAUUCCCUGCAACUGGAGGAAUCAUUACUUCAUGGCAGUUUUACUCUGUGAAGCUCCUCAGAUACGUUAGCCACUAUGAUUAUAUUAUUGCUUCCUGUGAAAUCACAUUUUGUAUUUUUCUUAUUGUCUUCACAACACAAGAAGCUCAAAAAAUAAGAGAAUUUAAGUCUGCCUAUUUCAAAAGUGUUUGGAACUGGCUAGAAUUACUACUUCUGGUGUUGUGUUUUGUGGCCGUUUCCUUCAACAUAUACUGUAAUAUACAAAUUUUUCUCUUACUUGAAGACCUGUUAAAAAACACUGAAAAAUAUUCAGACUUCUAUUUUCUUGCAUACUGGUACAUUUAUUACAACAAUAUAAUUGCUAUUACCAUCUUUUUUGCAUGGAUAAAGAUAUUCAAAUUCAUAAGCUUUAACAAGACAAUGUCUCAGCUGUCAACAACCUUGUCCCGCUGUCUCAAAGACAUAGUAGGAUUUGCCAUCAUGUUUUUUAUAAUAUUCUUUGCUUAUGCUCAGUUAGGAUUUCUUGUUUUUGGAUCACAAGUUGACGACUUUUCCACUUUUCAAAAUGCCAUAUUUGCACAAUUCCGAAUUGUUCUUGGAGAUUUUAAUUUUGCUGGUAUUCAGCAAGCCAAUCGUAUCUUGGGGCCCAUUUACUUCAUCACUUUCAUCUUUUUUGUGUUCUUUGUCCUGCUGAACAUGUUCUUGGCAAUUAUUAACGAUACCUAUUCUGAAGUGAAAGCUGAUUAUUCAAUAGGCAGAAGGCCAGAUUUUGAACUUGGUGAAAUGAUUAAAAAGAGUUACAACAAUGCUCUUGAAAAACUUAGACUGAAGAAACCUCAAAAGGAUGAAGACGAUAAAAGUAUGAAAGGCGAUUUGGCUGAGCAAGCCAGAAGAGAAGGCUUUGAUGAAAAUGAGAUUCAAAGUGCAGAGCAGAUGAAAAAGUGGAAAGAGAGGCUUGAGAAAAAGUAUUAUUCUUCAGAAAUUCAAGAUGACUACCAGCCUGUCACGCAACAAGAAUUUCGAGAACUCUUUUUAUAUGCCGUGGAGCUGGAGAAAGAAUUACACUACAUCAGUUUAAAACUAAACCGAGUGAUGAGAAGGAUUUCAGCUCUACAAAAUUAAGACAAGUGCAGUCAUUCUGUAAGAAAAAGGCAACCGAAGAAUUCAAUGUGAAGAUGUUCCUCUCAAUUUUCUUCAGUAAUUAAAAAAAUAAUAAUAAAAGCAAAGUUGGUAACAACAAAA